Ogataea philodendri is the source of this 2220-nucleotide messenger RNA. RefSeq lists its product as uncharacterized. Gene Ontology annotation, cellular component: membrane. Gene Ontology annotation, molecular function: sulfate transmembrane transporter activity. The record is from RefSeq and is a predicted model, not a curated record. NCBI's taxonomy places the organism in Eukaryota, Fungi, Ascomycota, Pichiomycetes, Pichiales, Pichiaceae. The transcript has a single exon. Bases 1 to 2220 code for a protein of 739 amino acids. Gene Ontology annotation, biological process: transmembrane transport.
AUGGCAUCGUCCAGGGAGAAAGAUCUACGCGACGGGUCGGUCAAACGCGCCGUCUUGCACGGCAAGACUCCGGCCGUCCAGCCCCCCUCGUUCGGGGCCAUCAACGACCCAGACAUAGAGCCCCUCAGCUCGUCCGGGGUGUCCAGGUCGUCAGAGACGUCUUCGCUUGGCAGCACGCGCCAGGUGGCCCACUCGCGCAGCACACAGAGCCUCACCAUCGCCCAGAAACUGCCGUACUAUCUCCCGUGUUUUUCGUGGAUCCCCUCGUACCAGAAGGAGUACUUCUUGCACGACGUGGUGGCCGGACUGUCGCUCGCGUCGUACCAGAUCCCGCUCAGCAUGUCGUUUGCGAGCGCGGUGGCCCACGUCCCGCCCAUCUGCGGGCUGCUGGGGCUUUCGAUCGCGCCCAUGGUGUACACAUUGCUCGGAACCGUUCCGCAGAUGAUUGUGGGGCCUGAGGCCGCAGUGUCCAUGAUUGUGGGGCAGGCGAUCGAGAAGAUCGUCAAGCACAACGACGGCGUGAACCCAGUCGACGUGCUCGCCGUGAUCACCUCUUCCGCGGGCGCAGUGUUGCUCACGUUCGGGUUGCUCCGCUUCGGCUUCAUCGACAACGUGCUCUGCGGAACGCUGCUCAAGGGCUUCAUCACCGCAAUCGGCCUCACCAUGAUCCUCAACUCCACCAUCGCCAUCCUCGGCAUCGACACCGUUCUGCUCACCCUGCCCCCAGACGAGCACGUGCACUCGGCGUACGAAAAAACACUAUUUAUUAUCCACCACGGCUACCAGUACCACACACACACGCUGGUUGUGGGGCUCGGCGCAUUUGUGGUGCUGCUGGCAGCCAGCUCUGUGAAGAAAGCGCUUGCUCGCCGGAAAUUCAAGCUGUCCACGUUUUUCCCCGAGAUUCUGGUCGUGGUGGUGCUCUCAACAAUUUUGUCUGCACACUUCCGCUUCGACAAGCACGGCGUGCGCGUCCUGGGCAAGGUCGACGUCGAGGACUUCAAGUUCACGCUGCCGUUCGCCGGCGACGCCAAACAGUGGUACCCAAAGGUGUUCUCGACCUCGUUUGUGUGUGCGAUCCUGGGUUUUUUCGAAAGCUCCUCGGCCGGGAAAAGUCUGGGUUCCAGCCUGGAGAUGCCCGUCUCGUCCAACAGAGAGCUCGUUGCGCUGGGAUCUGCAGGCGUGGUGAUGAGUUUCUUUGGGUGUCUGCCCUCAUUUGGCGGCUACGCCCGGUCCAGACUCAACUCUAUCAACGGAGCCAAAACCCCGGUUUCCGGGUUCAUAAUGGGCCUCACCACGCUCCUGGUCACAGCAUACAUGCUCCCGUACGUGUACCAUCUGCCGAUCUGUGUUCUGAACGCCGUCAUCGGCACCGUCGGGCUCUCGCUCGUCCAGGAAACCCCUAAAGACAUAUUAUUCCAUAUCCGCACCAGAGGAUACAACGAGCUCGUCACGUUUGUGGUGACGCUGGCGGCGUCGCUGUUUGUGUCGAUCGACGUGGGCGUUGCGCUGGGAUGCUCGUACUCGGUGAUCCGCGUGAUCAAACACUCCACCAAGUCGCGGAUCCAGUUUCUUUCCCAGGUGGCAGGAACAGCCACGCUCGUGAACGCCGACCUGGACGCAGAGGUGACGGGAAUCACCGAGCAGAUCGUUGUUCCCGGGUACUCUGACUACCGCUCGCAGACAGCAGCGGCCGAACAAACGUCCGGGGUGCGUUCUGCCGGGUCCAAGCUCAACCUGGAGGAUAGAGAAGGGUGUUUGAUAGUGAAGAUCCCCGAACCGCUCACGUUCACCAACGCGAGCGACAUGAAGGCCCGACUCCGUCGUUUGGAGCUGUGCGGGUCGGUGAAAAGCCAUCCGGCCGCGCUGCGUUCGAGCGGGCCGAUCAAACAUGUGGUGUUCGAUAUGAACGGAAUGACGUCUGUGGAUUCGUCGGCCGUCCAGAUGCUCAGGGACACCAUCGAACAGUACCAGCGUCGCGGCAUCAACGUUUUUUUCUGCCGGGUCGUGAAAAGCGCCAAACUGCUCGACCGGUUGCAACUGUCGGGAAUCAACAGUCUGUUGCAGGACUGCCAGGGAGCCGAGUUUGGAAUCAACCAGGUCUGUGCUCCAUACUAUGAUAGCAUUUUGGACGCUCUCAAGGCCAUCGAUUGUAUCGAGGCCACCCGCUCAAUGACAGAGAACCAGAGUGUGAUGUCAUUUUUCUAUGACGGACUUUAG